This is a messenger RNA of Corvus hawaiiensis (hawaiian crow), 3148 nucleotides long. RefSeq names its product interleukin 1 receptor associated kinase 1 binding protein 1 (gene IRAK1BP1). NCBI's taxonomy places the organism in Eukaryota, Metazoa, Chordata, Aves, Passeriformes, Corvidae. The record is from RefSeq and is a predicted model, not a curated record. The transcript has 5 exons. Gene Ontology annotation, biological process: immune response; canonical NF-kappaB signal transduction. Bases 41 to 559 code for a protein of 172 amino acids.
GGUUGCCAUGGUGCCGUGAGGGGCCGCCAUAGCCACAGUCAUGGCGCCGCCCGCGCCGCCGCCCUCACGCGUCUUCGCCGAGCUCGACCUGGCCCCGGCCCCGGCCCCAGAGGGACGCGCCGGGCUCGCGGCGCUGCCCGGGCGGGAGGUGCAUGUGAGCGGCAGCGCGGAGCUGAGCGCCCGCCCGGACCGGGCGCGGGUGUCUCUGCGGCUCGGCAGCCGCAAGGAGGCGGCCGUGGCGGCGCGGAGCAGCGUGUCCCGCCGGCUGCAGUACAUCGCCCACAGUGCCCGCCUGCGCGGAGUCCCGGAAGAAAAUAUGACUGUAACAGAAGAUUUUAGUAGAGUAGAAAAUACUUACCAAAUGGAAGCAGAGGCCUUCCUGCCCUCUGCUUCUUGCAAGGAGUUGGUCUGUAUCAUAUUCAGUGAUUUUGGAAAAAUGCAGAGUGUUUGCAAUCUACUCAUUGAAAAAUUAGGAACCUCUGUUACCAUCAAUCCACCUCAUUUCUACCAUACACCAGAAGCCAUAGAUACCCUUCGGUUUUGCUGGGAGCAAAACUAAGUUGGAAUCCUCUACAGUUCAGAGGACUUGAUUGCACAUGGAUCAAGAAUAAAGGAUCUUUGAAGGUCCAGACAAGGUAAAACCUUUGGAGUAUUUCUACUGUACAAGAAUUAAGUCUCUCAAAUGAGCCCUUCAACGAACCCAAAGAAGUCCAUGAACAAUCUUCUUAAAUUAAAAUGGUGUGUGUAUAUAUAAAUGGAUAUAAUUUUACUUUUUCUAGACCUAUCACUGUCACAUGGCAAAUAAUCAAAGUUCCACUUCUUAUCCCACAGAUUUUCUGUCUGAUUCCUAAUUCAGAUUUUCUUGAACUACCAUAUAGAGCAUAAGAUACCCAUCCAAUGCUUUAGCAUCUGAUCCUACAAACAUAGUUGCUUACAGUCAUUAAUUUGGUUAAUUGUCCUGACUUCAGAGUCAGAUAAACUUCACUAAUAACAUGUACAGGAGUACUGCUAUGAGAUAGAUUUAGUUUCGCAUGGAGUUCAGUUUUGAUAUUUGGGUAGAAUAUAAGAAUUAAGAAAAUACAAGGUUUUCUUAAAACUGGUAGAAUGUUCCAGAUCAGUCUCAAGAAGCAAAUGAGAGAUACUUCCUCUUUGUCACUUAUUUCCCCCACAACACACCUUCCUGCUGCGAACAGACCAUGUCUGAAAUCUGUUAAGUGCAGACGGUAACACCCUACCUUGUCUUUGAGAGCCACAGCUUUAAACGAUCUGACCACGCAUCCCAACUCAAGUAGGAUCUUGUUGAGAUGCUCCAAGAGGCAAUUAUCCUUUAGGAGUAAAAAUAAUCAUAUUGUUUUUAAAACCUUCUCUACUAUUCUUAUACAGAUUUCUAAUAUUUAAACUUUAAAGUUUCACUUCUGUAGCAAAGAGGAAGAAAGGGUCAGUGACCACGAGCAAGUUCUCCUCAAGAUUAAUAUCAAGACUGCAAAUGAAUAUUCUUUCAAUCAUCACUUGUACCAGUAAACCACAUGAAAAUUUUGGAAAAUACAUUUUUCAUUACAAGAUUGCUUUCUUCCUAUACUCAGACCAUAGGAAUUGUUAUAUUACAUUCAGACUGCAGCUUCAACUGUUACUUGAGAAUAGCAAGCAUGAGAUAUUUUAAAAAUGGUGUACAUAAUCAAAAGACUUUUUAAAAAAGCCUCCAGGUUUUUGCAUAAAUCUAAAUACUAAGUAGCUGACUCAUGCCAUGAGGCCUGAAAAUUAUUUCACUCUUGGUCUUUAUGCAUAAGCCAAGCUUAGUUCUCUUUUCAUCAGGCCAAUCUUUUGCUCUUACUGCAUUGUGUAUUGGAGUUCCACAGAUGAGCUACAUAGCCAGCGCACUGCACAGGCCACAUUUACAACUGAGUCUCUCUUUUGUGGUUCAUUUUCAAGAUACCAAUGUUUGCCAAUGGAUACCACUAUCAAAAAUUUGGAUCUCAUAUAAUAUUCUCCACUUUUUAUUUGGAGAUAGAUGUGUGGGAUUCUGUCAAUACACAGCUUCUUAGUUCAUACACAAAAUGGCACUCCUUACUUAACUCCAUCAUUGUCACUGCCUUAAGUAAUUUACUGCGAAUGAAUUUUGUUGGUUAAGAGUCUGUACUGACACAUACUAUGCAAGAAAAUAUUUUAUAACAAUAAGUGACAAAAGGUGAUGGAAAAUUAUAACUAAUGUUACUUAAUCAAAUGGUUAAUUUUCACCUUUUGAAAGGGACGUAACCCUUAGCAACACAUACUGGAAUGUCCCAGAAAAGAAUGAGCAGUCAUGCAGAUUAUAAAGAUUUUUAUGUGAAGAAAACAACAAAUUGUUAUUUAAAUUUUGAAAGACAUCCUUAAGCAACUAAAUACAGUCAUAUUAAGCCACAAUGGAAAAAUGCCUGAGGUAUGAUUUAAAUGUUGGUUUUGUAUAGUAAUAGUCAAUACACCCACACUCCAGCUUUCCAUGACAAAAUUGGGGAUGAGAAAGAGAACUCUCUUACAAAUAAAUGCAGUAGAGAAAGUGAGUCUUACAACCUUUCUGUUAUUUGGAUGCGCUCGGCAGAGUCCGUUCCAUACCACUGAGAUAUGAAAUACUGUGCAGGAAGAGCAAAGAGCAGCAUGGAAAUCUGCAGAGCUGCAGCUGCAUUGAUGUGAGGCAUUCCAACAGGAAGUUUCAUCAAAGACACUUCACUGCUCCCUACUCCAAAAAGAGGAAGAGAAAAUUUUUAAAAAGAGACAAAAUACAUAGGGGUGAGCUUUGCUGGAUGUGUAGGACUUAAAAGUUUCCUUCAGGUUCCUUUGCUGGCUCACAACAUAAUGUACAAUCUAUACUCAGGCAUUUCAGUUACAGCCAGAGCAUACUUAAUUUAGGCCAAUUUAACUGCAUUAAAUUUGAUGGUACUUAUAAAAGCUAAUAGAAUAAUAAAGUGGACAGCUUCACAAGACAAAGCAAAAACCUGCUUUUAAUUUUUAUGCAGGCAUCUUUUUUUGCCUGUAAACAGAGAGAGAAAAAAAAGAAGAACUGGGAAUUUGUAUGGUUGUCCAAUUUGCAGUAAAAAGCUGCUGUCCAUGAACAAAAUUCUAUGUGCUGCUUUGUUGUCUAAUUCAGUGUAUUAAACAUGUCUGACAUACCAGA